Molecule: messenger RNA, 1978 nt
Organism: Harmonia axyridis
Lineage: Eukaryota; Metazoa; Arthropoda; Insecta; Coleoptera; Coccinellidae
Product: fukutin-related protein
Exons: 2
Coding region: 20-1639 (539 amino acids)
Biological process (GO): protein O-linked glycosylation via mannose
Cellular component (GO): Golgi apparatus
Source: RefSeq, a predicted model, not a curated record
AUAUGAAAUAUUCUGACAGAUGAUGUCCCGUACAAGUUUAUUUCCAAGCUUUAUGAACUUUAAAAAUGUUUGUCAAAUAAUACAUGAUAUGAGAAUAAAACAAAUCAAAUUCAUUGCUUUCUUAGUAGUGUUCGUAAAUAUAAGUUUAUUUUACUUUUCCUUACGUCUCUUCAAUUAUUACCAUAAAAUUGCAAUAGGAGAGAUAACUUCUACAGUCUACAUUGAAAAUGAACCCGCACUUGAAUUAAAACUGCUGAGCAGCAAUAAAAUUUCCGAAAAACUUAUAAGCAAAUUGGUAACAGUUGUUAUUCGAGAAUUUGAAACACAUGCAAAUGAUGUCUCUUCAACUGUAUAUUCCAUACUAAAAAUAUUUAAGGAUAUCCAGAUAUUUAUUCUUUAUGAUAAGAUACCCUACCCACCCUUGGAAAUAAAUACUCGUAAUUUCAGCAGAUCAAAUUUAAAACAAUGGAAUUUAAGCCCUUCUCUUGGCAAACCAACACCUCAAUCUCCAGUUUCAAGCAUUGAUACUAAAUAUGUCCUAUUUAUACCUGAUGCUACUAGGGUGGUUUCAGUCCAUCCUAUACAAAACCUUUUGAAAAAAGCCGAUGAAUAUAAAGGAUCCAUAGUUGUUUCCCCAGUAUCUGGAAAUCGGGAAUUGGAAUGUUUUCGACUCAAUGUUAAAACUAAGGAAUGGAGUUUGAAAUAUAACAUUAUCAAAAGUUCUUAUUGUGAUGUGAUCAAUGGAAAGCAAGUAAUACUAUUGGAAACUGAAUUACUGAAGAAUUUGUCUAACCCAUUUCUUCUUCCAUUUCCAUCUUCACUAUAUAUCCAAACAUCAGCUUUAAAUGUUAAGGCCUUAAUACUGAAUUCAGGAAUGUUCCAUGAGGGAAAUUCAAAAUUCAGAACACAUCAUGCCCAAUGGAAGUUGAAACAAAUCAAUCAGGAACGUUUAAAGUCACUCUACAAACUAUUCAGAAUAAAACUUGUGGUGAAGGGGGGUAAAAACGAAUACUACGGUUGUAAUAGGGAAACACCUCGAUGUUUUGAAAGUGUUAUAGAUUCCAUUCCCGUUUACCUUUACGAAAAUAGAUGGACCCCUCCUUGUUGUCUAACACAUUUGAGAAAAACCACAAAAUAUAUUCUUGGAUUAUUAGAUCAAUUCGGUUUAAGGUAUUGGUUGGAAAGUGGUAGUCUUUUAGGAGCUGUGAGAAGUGGUGAUAUACUACCAUGGGAUCAUGAUGUGGAUAUAGGUUAUAUAAAUGAAGACAGUAAUCGUUGCAAAUGGCUUCAAAUGGCACAAAACAAAUCAGUUAUAGACAAUAAGGGCUUCUAUUGGGAAAAGGUUAAGGAAGGUAACUACUUCAGAGUCCACUUCAGCAAGACCAAUAGAAUUUUUGUUAAUUUGUUUCCUUUCUCCCAUAAAAAUGGUACAAUGUCUAGGAACUUGUUCUUAGACUCUCGUAAAAAUAUGGAGUUCCCUGAUAACUUCUUACACCCUAUGUCUAGUGUUGAAUUUAUUGGCAGGAGUGUACCUUGUCCCAAUAAUGUCAGAGAGUUUUUGGAAAACAAAUUUGGUAAAGGUUGUAUUGAAAGACCAGAAUAUCCCAAUCGUAAAAUGAGAAAAUUUCAAAUGAACUGAUGCUUCAAUAUUAAAAUUUCUCCUAAUAUUGGGUGUUUUUCAAAAUUUAGAAAUUAUAGUGAAUUAACUGUAGAUAUUGAACUUUCCUAGAGAAUGAACUGAAGUUGUGAAAUGAUCUGCCUUAGAUUGCCAAACAUCGAAUGACUUUGAAUUUAUGAUAAUUUAAAAAUUUUCACAAUUACUUACCUAAUUGAAACUAUAUAAUUAACAUAGAUUAUGAAUCCAACUAAAAAAAUUAUAUGCAUUCAAAUUCAUCAAAAUAUAUAACUGUUAACAUUGUGCCAAAUUUUAAGUAUUGUUAGAAUAUUUAGUGUUUAAUAAACUUGUUCAUUAAUGAAA